Molecule: messenger RNA, 4267 nt
Organism: Scomber scombrus (Atlantic mackerel)
Lineage: Eukaryota; Metazoa; Chordata; Actinopteri; Scombriformes; Scombridae
Gene: c1galt1lb
Product: core 1 synthase, glycoprotein-N-acetylgalactosamine 3-beta-galactosyltransferase 1, like b
Exons: 4
Coding region: 587-1789 (400 amino acids)
Cellular component (GO): membrane
Molecular function (GO): N-acetylgalactosaminide beta-1,3-galactosyltransferase activity
Source: RefSeq, a predicted model, not a curated record
UCACAUUUUUUUUGGACGGAAGUCAGUCAGCAGUCAGACAACUUAAAUGUAGUUUAUGCGGCGUUGUGGGACUUUUUUUAUUGGCAUUUUUCGGUCUUUAGCGUUACUUUUCGUGGCUUGUCAUUGUCAGUGUUUGCUUGGUCGGUCAGAUAAUUAACUCUGUAAGGUUUCCUUCAGCCAGCCUCAUGUUGAGGCGACAGGAAGUAUCGCUAACUUAACAUUAGCACUGAAGUUAGCAGCAGAUAUCGGCCCAGACAGUUAGCACCUAGGCCAGGAGCCAGGGAUCAAACGCUGUCAUUUUUUAAAUUAGUUUUUACAUUCAGAAGGUUAUAUCCUUGGUGGCGUUUGCUUAUCUUUCUCGCUGUUUUGUCAGGGUAGCUGUUUGCUACCUUUGAACUGUUCGUGUAGCUAGCUAGUAGAAAAUAACGCGACGUCGCGGUCAAAACUGGCUCAGUUUACGCUUUUCAGAGUUGUCGAUGUGUUUCGUUACGAUGAAGUAGCUGUCGGAUAAACCAGCUGCUAUGGUGCCUGUGCCACGGCUGCACCUGCCACAUUGAAAGACUGACAGCGAGACACCUGGUCCAGCAUGAAGGCCCUGGGAUCUAGAUUCUCAUUUUAUGCUGGUUUUGUGGUGGGGACCUUUACACUGUACGUGUUUUUGCGGCAGGUGUGGUUUGAGAGGACUUUAUCAGAGCAACAAACCAGCGGCUUUGAAAAACUUCAUGACCACCAGCAACAGCUUGAGGAAGAGAGGAAGAUAUGGAAGAAGGAGAGGUCUGCUCUUUUCAACCUGAAACACCCUCAUCAUACAGGUGAGGACAGCCGUAUGGCUGAUGAACUUUACAAAAAGGUGCGUAUUCUCUGUUGGGUGAUGACGGGACCCAACAACUUGGAGAAGAAGGCUCGGCAUGUUAAGUCCACAUGGAGUCGCCACUGCAAUGUUGUGGUCUUCAUGAGCUCUGUGGACGACCCCGACUUCCCAACAGUGGGCCUGGGCACCAAGGAGGGCCGAGACCAACUGUACUGGAAAACCAUACGGGCCUUCCAUUACGCUUACGAGCAUCAUAUUAACGAAGCCGACUGGUUCUUGAAGGCAGAUGACGACACCUACGUAAUAGUAGACAACUUGCGUUGGGUUCUUGCAAACCACACCCCAGAUGAGCCUAUUUAUUUUGGCCGCAGGUUCAAGCCCUACACCAAGCAAGGCUACAUGAGUGGUGGUGCGGGCUAUGUGCUGAGCAAAGAGGCUCUGCGGCGAUUUGUAGAAGGAUUUAAAAACAAACAGUGCACUCACACUACCUCUGUAGAGGACCUGGCGAUGGGGCAGUGCAUGGAAAAAGUUGGGGUGCUGGCAGGGGACUCCAGAGACACUGUGCACCGGGAGACAUUUCACCCCUUUGUCCCUGAGCAGCAUCUCACUUCCAAGUUUCCCAAGAGCUUUUGGUACUGGAGCUACUGCUACUACCCCAUCUCAGAGGGUCCAAACUGCUGCUCAGAUGUGUCAGUGUCCUUCCACUACGUAGAUGCUUCACACAUGUAUUUAUUGGAGUACUACACUUAUCACCUGCGUGCCUUUGGCUACAGAUACCGUUACCAGCCUACCACCCCACUUGGCUACAAUUUUGAGCAGUUGAGCUCCUUGGAUGACGCUGAAGGGAAAAAAGAGCGGGCUUCUCAGGAAAAAGGGCAAGUAGAGGGGGACAAUCUGUCCAGGACUGACAAGAGAAAGGGUGCAGAUCCCCCUCCUGCAGCUGGUGAAGGCCCCCCUGCUGCACCAGCAGGAAAAUAAGUUGGACUUAUUGGGAGUAUUGAGAGAAAUGGAUCAUUAAUGAGGGGAGAAUGUGUGUUUUGAGUGUUUGCUUAUUCAUUCUGAUAAUCCUGGCAAAUUGUUCUACACGAGUAGAAGAAUGGUCCUCUUUGAGCUUAAGUGUCCCCACAAUAGGUGCACUGCUUGAAGAUUCUCCAGCUGAAGUACUGCUACUAAUUUACUGUGACUGCAAGACUGACCUUGUUUUUUCAGGUUGGUUAGGUGGUUAUUACAACAGACUCUUUAAAAGAGUAACCUUACAAGCCAACCUUACCUUUUAAACAGACUUUCUUUUUAAGUGGGGAAUACCUUUCUGUACUCCUUUUUUUUUUAAGGUGUACCAAAGUAUUCCAGAGCCAGUUAAAUUUGGUUUAACUUUUUUUUUGUUUUAAUCCUUUUUAUGGAGAAAGUAGCCCCACCAAAACUGGAUCAACAACUACGCAGUGAAGUGGUGCUUGACUUGAUGGAGUUGUUUGACUUGAUUCACACGUAGGUAGCUAUGUGCCUUGGAGGCCAGGGAGACACAGUAACGCGCCUUGAGCUAAUCAGAUCAUGUGUGAAGUCAACCAAAAUGUGCUGCAGCUGAUCACAGUCAUAGCAAGAGGAGCACAGACAUUAUUAAUAACUAACUUAACCUGUUUUGCAUCCAAGUUUGCUUUCUACUACACUUGACUAGAGCUGCGGACAAAGAACCUGGCACAGAGAAAGGUAGUUCUGUGUUUUAAUUCAGUCAUUAUGAUGAGAGUCCUGUUUUUACUGUAAUAGUAGCUUUAGGUUUAUCAAGGAUAUUGUAACGUGAAAGUGAAGGCAGUUUUCUGGGGUGAAAUGCAAUUAAAUAAUUUUGGAUAGAAUAAUCAUGACAUUAACAUUCAUUAAAAAUAAUUGCGAUACCAUUUCAACCAUAAAUUUGCAGCUCUAAUCAAGUGUCAUGGAACAGAAGAAUCUUAGUAUAUAAUACACCUUCCAAACAUUUCAUCUUCAAAUGCAGGUCUUAAGUUUCAUAGGAAAACUUUGUUUGGGUGCAUUCAUAUUUCUCUGGCUGACAGAUGCAUUGAUGUGACUGUGUCUAUCUGAAUGAUCACACAAGUCAGUACAUAUGUCAGUAUUUGUGUCCAUGCGGUCCUUUUAACAAAUAGUUGGAGAAAAUCGAAGCAGAGCUGUCCUCCUUUCACAUUUAUACUUGGAGCUGGUUUUUCUAGGUGCUGAAUCUUCAGUUGACAAACUCUAAGGAUAUUGAUCUGUCUUUAGUGGUUAGACACCUACAGUCAUUGUAUUUUUUCUGUAGAGCAAAACGAUGUGUACUCUACAGCAUGUGUGGCACACUGUUGUGUGUCUACUUCCAGAUAGCAGCACUGAAUACACACAGUUCAGUUACCCUUGCCCUGCCCCAGUGGACUCGUUAGCUUGUGCCUUUUGUAAAUUGAGAUUGUAUGAGCCAUCAGCUGCACACAUGACUUUGCACUGUGACAUUACCAUGAUGAGAGUGAUGCUUUCAGAUGGACUAUUAUUUAAUUGAAUCCUUCCAAUGUAAUGAGUAUGGCCUUCGUUCAAGCCAGCAGAUGACUUGUUCGUGACAGUGUUUUUCUGAAUAAGCAAGAUUUUGUUUUGUUUUAUACAAUUUUAGUUUUUGCAAUAUUGUGUGAUCUUUAAAUUCUGGGUGGCUCAGAUAGAAUUGGACCUUUUUCUUUUGUUGUUAGUAAAUAUUUGUAUAUUCAAAUUAAAGUAUUCAUAACAGUUCCUUUACUACUUUGUAACCAAACAAGGAUUAUUGUUCGCGCUUAAUUUUGUUGGAGAUACAGUAAUGACCAAAUACAGAAAACGGCUCCAGGAUUUAGUGAUGAUUUAAAUCUGAACAACAUUUGUUUUACUUAAUUUGUGAAAAGUAAAUGUUGAAUGCACUUUUGAGUGUUUCAAAUUGUUUUGUUUUUUUUCUAUUUUAACCACUUAAACCUUUUUAAUUCUCGUUGAAGUUUAAACGUAUGAGGUAACUAAUGCCUGUCAAAAUGCCUUUUGUAAGUGUUUACACUCCGUUUCCUUUGGUACGAGCACAGAGCAUGUCAAGGUUUUGUUUUGUUUUGUUUGUAUUAAAAAAUGGGAAAGUCUAGUUUAAACCAAAUUAGCAUGUUUUACAUAAUGGUUUCUUUUCAAAUAUUUGCUUUCAAGUGAAUUAACAGUCGUGUGUUAUUUCAGUGGGGAAGGGCUGAUUACCAUUAGUGGGUCAAAUUUCUGCUGGACUCAAACACAGUAGUGAUACAACACACCCAGUCCUCGACAAUCGACGUCAUACAACUUUGACAUUUUAUCAAAGGGAAAGGUGUACAGUACUGUAUAUUUGAAACGUAUUUAUGUUGGUAUUGACGUCUUAAUUGAGUCAAUACACUUUAGCGUGUAAAUGAGUCUGAGCGCACGUCAUUGGUGUGCAAGAUUGUUUUCAGUGAAUGACUUGAAUCACUAUAAAUA